AUGGCAGCCUCUGAUGAGGAGGACGACUACAUGAACAUGACCUUUGACGAACCCGCCCCCACGGCAAAAUCCCAACCAGAGACCUCCCUACAGCGUCGCCAGCGCCUGAAGCGCGAGGGUGAGAUCCGCGGACGCAUAAAGUCCAAAGAGGAGCUCGCGGCCGAGGAGGAGGUGGCGCGCGAGAAGGCGCUCUCGCGCUCCCUCCUCGAAGACGCGGCCGCCAAGAAGAGUAAAGGUUUCGCGAUGAUGGCCAAAAUGGGCUUCAAAGCGGGUGGCGCGUUGGGCGCCAAGACGGCAAACGGUGGCGGUGCUAGCGACGCGAGGACGGAGCCGAUUGCAGUUGAGGUCAAGGGGGACCGGGGCGGUAUCGGGAUGGAGAGCGAGAGGAAGCGCAAGGUGAGGGAGGCGGCGGAGAGGAUUGAGGAGGAGUUGAGGGAGGGCAAGAGGGUUAGGGUCGAUCCGUUGGAGUACCGGGACCGUGUGAGGCAGGAGAGGGAGGUCGCGAGAGUGCAGGCGCAGGUUUUUGCGGCGCAGAGGCUUUCCGAGAGGAUGGCGGAGGAGAGGGAGGGCGAGGCUGGUUUGCAGGUUAUUGACCGAAUUGAUGGCAAGGGGAAAGAUGAUGAUGGAGAUGAUGAUAGCGCGGACGGCAAGAAGAUGGAGGAGAAGAUGGAGGAGAAGAAGGAGAAGAGGCCGACGGCCGGCGCCGCGUCGAGACUGCUCAAAUCAAUCAACGUCCUCUGGAGGGGUCUAGCCAGACACCGCGAGGAGAAGGAGCGGGACCGAAGGAUGAGGUACGAUUUGGAGCAAAGCCUGUCGCGGCUGCCGACGUACGAGGACGACGAGGAAGAUGCGGACGAUCGGACGGCGUUGGGGAAGAAGCAGAUUGUCUACGUCACCGCGGACGACCUGGACGAGGAGGAUCCCGAGCUCGACCAGUUCAACGAGCUGGAGGAUGCCGAGAAAUUGAGACGGCUGGUGGAGUACCUGAGAAGGGAGCAUCGAUACUGCUUCUGGUGUAAGUUUACUUAUCCGGACGAUGAGAUGGAUGGAUGUCCUGGUGUCACAGAGGAGGAUCACGAUUAG
This is a messenger RNA of Colletotrichum orchidophilum, 1083 nucleotides long. RefSeq names its product G-patch domain-containing protein. NCBI's taxonomy places the organism in Eukaryota, Fungi, Ascomycota, Sordariomycetes, Glomerellales, Glomerellaceae. The record is from RefSeq and is a predicted model, not a curated record. Gene Ontology annotation, molecular function: nucleic acid binding. Gene Ontology annotation, cellular component: kinetochore. The transcript has a single exon. The coding region runs from base 1 to 1083 and encodes 360 amino acids.